AUGAAAUUGGUGGAUGCCCGCAGAGCCGUCCUGUGGUCUCUGCGACCAAAAAGGCCGACUGCUAUAAAAUCAACACGCCCAAAACACUCAAAGAACAAACAUUCACAAUAUAAUGUUGUGCUAAGCUCCCCCGACGCGUUGGAAGUCGAAGACGUUGAAGAGGAAGGAGCUGACCCAGCGCGUCGCGAACAUCACCGAUUGGAGGCUGAGACGCAGCGGGCCGCUGCAGGAGAAUUUGCAACUGCAAGGUCUCACAUCCUGGGCAAGAGACGGCGACUCGACAUGGGGCAGCCAGACAUUGCCAUCCAUGAGGAUGCCGACGACGUCUUCCAUGACGCUCGUAAUUCGCAGAAACUGCGCAGACACGAGAUGCACCAGUCGCACUACGACGAGGAAGAUGAAUCCGUCGCGGGGUCCUGCUCCGAGGAUUCGGAAGAGAGUGAGGAUGAGGUUGACGAGAGUGUCAUGGAAGACAUGCGUAAACUAGAGGAGAGUUUCAAAGGCAUCUCUGAGAAGUACCGCCUGAUCAACCGUAUCGGAGAAGGAACAUUCUCGACGGUGUAUAAAGCGGAACAACUCCCUCAGGCCGAUGAUUUUGACCAGGAGAACAAUGUGCCCGAGGAGGUGCUUGAUGAAGAUAUGCCACCAUAUAAGAGGCGGAAGACCAAUUCUACAGACCUGCGGGUGCGAUCUCGACGAAGGCCGCAGAUUGUGGCCCUGAAGAAGAUCUACGUUACUUCGUCCCCUCAUCGAAUCCUCAAUGAACUAGAGCUGUUGCACGAAUUACGAGACUCGCCGUACAUUUGCCCCUUGUUGACGGCAUUUAGACACCUCGACCAAGUCGUUGCUGUGCUGCCCUAUUUCAAGCACCUGGAUUUUCGACUAUACUACCGCGAUUUCUUGGUCAACGACAUGCGUCACUACUUCCGUAGCUUAUUCAACGGACUGUGGCACGUUCACAAAGCAGGAAUUUUACAUAGAGACAUCAAGCCGACGAAUUUCCUCUACGAUCACUCAAAACGACAGGGAGUGCUGGUUGACUUUGGUCUUGCUGAGCGUCAGGGCACAGACUGGCAACAGUGUCUUUGUACGGAACUCAAGGAGCGACGGAAAGACAGGUUCCUCAACUCAAUUGCCAUCCAGACGCUGCAGAACCAACCUGAUCUGAUGUCGAACGGCCAUCCCAAGAAUGAUAGUCGACCAUCUCGACGGGCAAACAGGGCAGGCACACGAGGUUUCCGGGCACCGGAAGUUUUACUCAAAUGCACCUCGCAAACCACCAAGAUCGACAUCUGGUCUGCAGGUGUUAUCUUAUUGACACUUUUAGCACGAAGAUUUCCGUUUUUCAACAGUGCUGAUGAUGUCGACGCUAUGAUCGAAAUUGCUUCUAUUUUUGGCCGGAAAAAGAUGAAGGGUGUUGCUGCUAUGCAUGGCCAAAUAUUCGAAACCAACAUUGAAACCAUUGGCGAGCGUGGAUUUACGCUCGAGAAGAUUAUCCUGUGGGCAAGCUGUCGAGAAAAGGAACAUGACCAGUUGCGCGCAGGCGAGGCGCAGGCUGUUUCGUUCUUGGAAGGCCUCCUUGAACUUGACCCUGCGAAGCGAUUGAGCGCAAAAGAAGCCCUACAGCACGAGUUCUUCACGGCACCUGUCGAGGACGAAGAAGAGCGCGCAGAGCGUGAGGCCCAAGAUGCUCUCGAAGAACAGCAGAGACUAAGGCGUCGUUGA
Exophiala spinifera is the source of this 1725-nucleotide messenger RNA. RefSeq lists its product as uncharacterized. The coding region runs from base 1 to 1725 and encodes 574 amino acids. Gene Ontology annotation, cellular component: nucleus. Gene Ontology annotation, molecular function: protein serine/threonine kinase activity; ATP binding. The record is from RefSeq and is a predicted model, not a curated record. The transcript is spliced from 2 exons. NCBI's taxonomy places the organism in Eukaryota, Fungi, Ascomycota, Eurotiomycetes, Chaetothyriales, Herpotrichiellaceae. Gene Ontology annotation, biological process: protein phosphorylation; mitotic DNA damage checkpoint signaling.